This is a messenger RNA of Photinus pyralis (common eastern firefly), 1222 nucleotides long. Its product is annotated as connectin-like. Gene Ontology annotation, molecular function: protein binding. The transcript has a single exon. Gene Ontology annotation, cellular component: plasma membrane. Bases 48 to 1100 code for a protein of 350 amino acids. Lineage: Eukaryota; Metazoa; Arthropoda; Insecta; Coleoptera; Lampyridae. The record is from RefSeq and is a predicted model, not a curated record.
CAUUUGACCCAUAUGAUCCUUCAUAUGUGUAUUACAAUUUGCCUCAAAUGGACGUAUCAUAUUUGGUGUUGAGUGUUUUGGCGUUUUUCUGCACCAGAAGUUCAACGCAACCUUGUAUUCCAACCUUUCAAAACCACCACGCGACAGUUGAAUAUGGAAACCAACGGAUAACCGGAGUUAUUACUGGUUGCUUGUUUGGCAACCAACUACCUAAUAUCAAUGGGAAUCACUUUGUAAUUAACAUAAAGGGCCAAGUGAUACCAGCAUUGCAUAGGAGCGCCGUUUCCCACAUUCAACGAAGUUUCCGAUUGAAUAUUAUUCACAACAAAAUUGAAGCAAUCGAACGAGGCGCUUUUGAAAACUUACCAGGUUUGCAAGAUUUAUACCUGGAUCACAAUCAUCUCGUUACAGUAAAACCCUACGCAUUUGAAAAUUUACCAUCACUAGAGUGGAUUUCUUUACAAAAUAACAAUAUCGAUGUUAUAUGGAAGGACACAUUUGUCAAUCUGCCCCGUUUAAAUUCGGUUUAUUUAAGCCAUAAUAAUUUAAAAAAGUUCAAUCAAGAUUGGUUCGUGUCUACUCCAGUGUUAGAUCGGAUAGUCUUAAUCAACAACCAGAUUGAGAGUCUCCCAGCCGCCGCCUUCCAAAACUUGAGAUCUAUAACGGUACUGGCUAUUGACGAUAAUAAAUUAAAAUACAUUCACCCAGAGGCAUUUCAUGGAUUGUCUCGUUUGGACGAACUUUCCUUAGGUGGAAAUCAACUAACGGCGUUCGAUGUCAAUUUAAGUCACUUACGUGCGUUAUAUAGAUUGGGGAUCGAGCGAAAUAAGUUUACCUACCUCCCCACAAGUGCGUUUAGUCAAAUUUUGCCAACUGUACAGGAAAUUUUUGUUCAGGCAAAUCCGUUGGUGUGUUCCUGCGCGGACGCGCUCGUGGUUUGGGCAUCCGAUAAUAACAUCAAGCUGUUUUGGAAGUGUGAGAAUAAAGACAUGUAUUGCGUUUUACCACUGGAUUAUGCUAAUGAUUGCGUGAAGCGACCAGCAAGUGAUUUUAACUCGACAUUAUUUAAAAACUUUGAGUCCGAGUGUGUCAUCCAGUAGUGCUGUAAACGAUACCAACUCAAUGCCUUUCUAUCAAACUAUGCCUAAACAGGCAAUAGUUGUACAACAUGUCUCUUGUAUGAGUUUCUUUUGAAAAUAAAUACCUUGCAAUAUCAAUAUCA